AUGGAUGAACUCGAGCGAAUGCCCACGGAGGUUCUUAUCAUGAUCAUCGAUCAUGUAGAUGAUUUCUAUGGACUUGAUAGUCUGCUCCAGUGCUCACCUCGAGCGGUAAUGAUCUUCCAAGCCGGCAGUGUCAGGAUAACAGAGAAGGUUCUCUGUAAUUGUUCAAUAACAAAACCUUUACCUAGAGUCGACGUGGAAGACCAUCAUAUCCGUCUAUACGGCAGCAUGGGACAAGAACUUCCAGCGAACAUACCCAACACUUUCAACUGUGACAUAUAUCGAUUCUUUCGUGAAAGUGUCUUUAUCCGCACUCCUUCAUUUCGCUCAAAAUUCCCAGCAAUGAGUAUUUCCACUACCAUGUCUAUUCCAUCUGAAAAUUCUCUCAGUUUUCACUUCCGGGGGAGGAGUCAGUUCGAGGCAUAUAAGGUGCUACGUGGAAUAAUCAAGGUCGCUGCCCAAAUACAACGCUUAGCUUGUGCUUGCAUAUGCCUCAUGUUGAGAAACCUCGAGGAUGCGACCAGAAAAGCUCCAGACAUCCAUGUCCGUCGUGCUCACGCUGCUUUCGGUCCAUCCUCUUGGAUAGAAGAAGUCCGUGUCUACAGGGCGCUAUGGGUUUUGCAAGUAUAUUCGGAUAUAUACGAAGCAGUUCGUUCAACACGGUGGAACACGGAGUACAAAUGGGCACUUGAAGGAUACGCAUAUAAAAGAGGUCUUUCGUUGGCCAUGGUCGACGAAGUCGUGACUGUCUAUGAAGUUUUGAAAAAAGUCGUCGUUUCGUCGCCUCCAACGAUCCCUCCGAGAUUUCAAUACAGUGAAUGGGACUACCUUCCAUUCCUCUUGAGCCUCGAGCUAAAGGAGGGUAUCGAGUUCCCUGUAUGGGCUCCACCACCAAUCCCACCACUGGAUGAUCAGGUCGGCGACUCUUGGUAUUUGAGCCCAAGAUAUCGGCAUCUUACUACAGAGCGAAUCAAUGAUUUCAAGAAACUUCCAAGACCAGACACUACCCAUACAAUUUACACUUCUGACGAUGACUUGAAUUCUUUCAAGCCUCUUGGUAUCUCUAUUUGGGACCCUUGGCGGUAUUAUUCCGCGGGAUUGAUGGAACCUCCAAUUGAGAAAAGGUUGACCCCAGAUGGAGACUACUCAACCUAUUCCGAUGAAGCAUCCAAUCAGCAGAUAAGAAGGAGGGCUUUGCUUGAGUUGAUUGGUUAG
This is a messenger RNA of Penicillium manginii, 1212 nucleotides long. RefSeq lists its product as uncharacterized. The transcript has a single exon. The coding region runs from base 1 to 1212 and encodes 403 amino acids. The record is from RefSeq and is a predicted model, not a curated record. NCBI's taxonomy places the organism in Eukaryota, Fungi, Ascomycota, Eurotiomycetes, Eurotiales, Aspergillaceae.